Molecule: messenger RNA, 637 nt
Organism: Drosophila takahashii
Lineage: Eukaryota; Metazoa; Arthropoda; Insecta; Diptera; Drosophilidae
Source: RefSeq, a predicted model, not a curated record
AUGGCCUCUCCAGGUGGGAAUCCCCAGCGAUCCUGGCAAUCGUGGCGCCUGCUCAACGAGGGCUUCAAGUUUUUCGCCACCAGGCUGGGCAGGAAUGGUGGUAUGGCUUUCAGCUGGGAGGAGUCCCUGGGCAGCAGCGUCGAGCUCCUCCAUCAGACGACCGGCGCGACCAGAUUGUCCCAGAGCCUGGCCGCCGCCCAGGAGCGCACCCAGGUGCUGGAGGAGCGGAACCGCAGGCUGAAGGAUCUGGCGAUGGACAAGUCGGAUCUCUUCGAGUCGCGGGGCCUGAUGCUGUGCUCCCGGGUCUUCGACCUCAGCCAGGAGCUGAUCGUGACCAGGAUGCGGAUCAACGACUUCGAGAACGCCUGCACGCAGCUGCGAAGGCGCAUCUUGGAGCUGAAGCUGCGACGCGUCCAGCGCCGACGGCUCCUCUGCCACGAGAUGCAGCAGCUGCGCCUGGCGCAGGAGCUCCAGGUGCCCCCCGUCCUGAGGCGCCUGUGGCACGGCCUCCGCUUCCUGUGGAACUGCGUGGAGUGCCUGGCGCAGGUGAGCCACGUGGCGCGUCCUCCUGGGAAGGCGGAGAGCACGAUGGACGCCCUCAAUUUGUUCGUGGCGGGCUUUUGACAUGUCCUGUCUU